AAUACUAAAAGCGUUUGACGAAUAAACGGUGGGAGAUCUUGUCUAUUACGUUAGGGGAAUAGUUUUCAUUGCAAAAUAUAAUUCGGAAAAAUAUAAACAAAAAAGAAAAGUUAUAUUAAGGUGUAACAUUGAACAAAGAAAAACAGAAUAAUAAAACAAUGUCGGCAUUAUCUUGGAAGUUUGUGGCGGUUAUAUUGUGUGCGUAUAUUAUAGUGGCAUAUGCGCGACCUCAAGCUCCUGAACAACCUGAACCGUACGAAUACAAUUAUGAAGUCAAAGAUCCAGAAAAGGAAUUAUUUUUCAAUAAAAAUGAAGCCGGCGAUGCACAAGGCAAAGUAUCUGGUCAAUAUUCGGUAUGGUUACCCGAUGGUAGAUUAAUGACAGUCGCUUACACUGUUGAAGGUGAAAAUGGUUUUGUACCAAAGGUUACUUUUGACACCAACAAUCCAUUGGGUUAAAUAGCCAGCAGUUACCAUCGAUCAGGGAGCAAUAACAACAACAAGAAAAAUUAAAAGAAAAUUUAGAAAAAAAAAUAACGAUUUUGAAGAAAAAAACUGAAAAAUUGUUAAGAAAAAGAAAGAAAAUCAACACCUACAACUUCAAUAUCCUUUGUU
This is a messenger RNA of Lucilia cuprina (Australian sheep blowfly), 614 nucleotides long. Its product is annotated as pro-resilin-like. Bases 159 to 458 code for a protein of 99 amino acids. Lineage: Eukaryota; Metazoa; Arthropoda; Insecta; Diptera; Calliphoridae. The record is from RefSeq and is a predicted model, not a curated record. The transcript is spliced from 3 exons. Gene Ontology annotation, cellular component: extracellular matrix.